This is a messenger RNA of Nothoprocta perdicaria, 1518 nucleotides long. Its product is annotated as cholesterol side-chain cleavage enzyme, mitochondrial. Gene Ontology annotation, cellular component: mitochondrial inner membrane. The coding region runs from base 1 to 1518 and encodes 505 amino acids. The record is from RefSeq and is a predicted model, not a curated record. Gene Ontology annotation, biological process: cortisol metabolic process; C21-steroid hormone biosynthetic process; glucocorticoid biosynthetic process. The transcript has 9 exons. NCBI's taxonomy places the organism in Eukaryota, Metazoa, Chordata, Aves, Tinamiformes, Tinamidae. Gene Ontology annotation, molecular function: oxidoreductase activity, acting on paired donors, with incorporation or reduction of molecular oxygen; monooxygenase activity; iron ion binding.
AUGCUGGCCAGGGCUGCUCCCGCGGCGCGCGGCUGGCGCGGCUACGCGGUGCAAGUGGCCGCCGGUGCCGGCGGCUCGCACGCGCUGCCCGCCUCGGCGCCACGGCCCUUCAACCAGCUGCCGGGCAACUGGCGCACGGGCUGGCUCAACCUCUACCGCUUCUGGCGGGAGGGCGGCUUCCACAACAUCCACAAYAUCAUGGCCCGCAACUUCCAGCAGUUCGGGCCCAUCUACAGGGAGAAGCUGGGCGCCUACGAGAGCGUGAACAUCAUCAGCCCGCGGGACGCGGCCACGCUCUUCAGGGCCGAGGGCCUGCUGCCCGAGCGCUUCCGCGUGCCGCCGUGGCUGGCCUACCGCGACUUCCGCAACAAGCCCUACGGGGUGCUCCUCAAGACCGGGGAGGCCUGGCGCGCCGACCGCCUCACGCUGAACAAGGAGGCGCUGUCGCCGCACGUCAUGGGCACCUUCGUGCCGCUGCUGAGCCAGGUGGGCGAGGACUUCGUGCAGCGCGCCCGGGCGCAGGUGCGCAAGAGCGGCCGGGAGCGCUGGACGGCCGACUUCACCGACGAGCUCUUCCGCUUCGCCCUCGAGUCCGUGUGCCAUGUCCUGUACGGGGAGCGGCUGGGCCUCCUGCAGGACUUCGUGGACCCCGAGGCGCAGCGCUUCAUCCACGCCGUGAGCCUCAUGUUCCACACCACGUCGCCCAUGCUCUACGUGCCGCCUGCGCUGCUGCGCCGCCUCAACGCCAAGACGUGGCGGGACCACGUCCAAGCGUGGGACGCCAUCUUCACACAGGCGGACAAGUGCAUUCAGAGCGUCUACCGAGACCUGCGGCUGCACCGCAAGAGCCCCAAGGAGUACACGGGCAUCCUCUCCAACCUCCUCAUGCAGGACAAGCUGCCCCUGGAUGACAUCAAGGCCAGCGUCACGGAGAUGAUGGCAGGGGGAGUGGACACGACCUCCAUGACGCUCCAAUGGGCCAUGUUCGAGCUGGCGCGUGCCCCGGGCAUCCAGGAGCAGCUGAGGGCAGAGAUCCUGGCGGCCAAGCAGGAGGCGCAGGGAGACAGGGUGAAGAUGCUCAAGAGCAUCCGGCUGCUCAAAGCCACCAUCAAGGAAACGCUCAGGCUGCACCCCGUGGCCGUCACCCUGCAGAGAUACACCACGCAGGAGGUCGUCCUCCAGGAUUACUGCAUCCCGCCCAAGACCCUGGUGCAGGUGGGGCUUUACGCCAUGGGCCGCGACCCCAAGGUCUUCCCCAAGCCGGAGCAGUUCAACCCCGAGCGCUGGCUGGCGACCGGCUCCAAAUACUUCCAGGGCCUGGGCUUCGGCUUCGGGCCGCGCCAGUGCCUGGGCCGCAGGAUCGCCGAGCUCGAGAUGCAGCUCUUCCUCAUCCACCUGCUGGAGAACUUCAAGGUGGAAACCAAGCGGGCCGUGGAAGUCGGGACCAAAUUUGACCUCAUCCUCAUCCCRGACAAACCCAUCCAGCUCACCUUGCGUCCCCUGGAGACCCAGGCCUGA